Messenger RNA from Nomia melanderi (Alkali bee), 3174 nucleotides. RefSeq lists its product as uncharacterized. The record is from RefSeq and is a predicted model, not a curated record. Lineage: Eukaryota; Metazoa; Arthropoda; Insecta; Hymenoptera; Halictidae.
UCAAUUGUUGUGUACGAACUUGCACCGCGUACAAUAAAGUAACAACACGUGAAAAUCAGUUUGCCACGCAGACGAGCUGUUUCUCGUUGCUGCCGACAACAACGUUGCCAAUUAAGGGCUUUAGCUAACAAAGCGGACAACUUGCCAACUAAUUAUUUCGAGUAACACGGAUGCUCGUGCGCCUGCAUAUUUCAGUGAUUUGAACGUUUAUCGACUUGAAAGUUGAAAGUGGAAUAAUUUGCUUUCUGGGAGAAGGAAAAGGGAAAGGUACUACUGCGAAUACCUUGCUGGCCGGAGAGCGAGGGCGAGGACGGGGGGGAAGGCUCGAGAAAUGCAAAGAAAAGUUAUAAAGUUGUAAAGGGCAAGAAGAAAGUGGGGUAAAAAUAAGCGACGAAGAGGGAAAGAAAUUGCAAGAGUGCGGAUGCGCGACUGCAUGCGCCGCUACAGCGACGCCAUAGUACCGCAACCCGCCGUCCACCGUCGCCUCGGCGCCACAGUCUCUCUCCCCGCAUGCACGGAGCCGGCUGAAAAUUAUCGUGCAACUCUUUCCUUCUUCUCUCCCUUGUAACGUGUGUUUCGACUGUUUCGACGCGCUUCUUCAAAAAUGGUACUCGCGAGCACAAACUUAUCGAAUCCACGUCGAGAAGAGCGGGAACAGCGAGACCAGCGAGAACAAGAAGAGUGCUCGCAACAUAUAUAUCGGUGCGAAAGGAGCAGAGAAUUGUCGCGAGAACAGGAGAACCAGCAUCGCAUGUCGUCGCGGAAUGGUAACCCGGAAGAAAUCUCGGUGUCGAAUUUAAUAGAUGGAGAGAGUUUGUGCUACAGUUUAGCUCUGAUACGCGGCCGAGUGACGGCAGCAGCGGCCGCGGCCUGCAACUCGAUCACUCUGAGGAAUCAGAGGAUUCAAAGCUCGGCCGAGUGGCCGAUCGUCGCUGGGGAAUUCCGCGCCGUGGUCGAACUAGCGCGAGGACCGAACAAAUUGGAACUGGAAGCGGCUGGACGGAAGAAGAAGCUGAUCUUAACCCACGAGCCGAGAACCACGAGAUUACGCGUGACGCCGGUUUACGUGAUCUGCGCUGGCCACGACGGAUACUUCCAAGGUCCUCGGGAGGAGGAUCGAUCGCCGGAGAGCGCGGCGACCAGGAUAGGUCUCGGCGCCCGCCUCUUGCAAGCUCUCACCGCCGAGAAGCUCCGAGAAGCGGGCUACGAGAGGAAGACCUUUCAGCUGGAAAGAGAUUUGGACGGGCCGGAAUGCUUGGUGAUGCACAGUAUGCUCGACGUCGACAGAGCACGCGCGAUGAGUCAACGGGAGCUUUGGGAGUUGAUCGCGCGGGAACUGAUGACCGGUCCGCUAGCCUCGAAGCAUCGGAAGUAUCUCGCGUUUCUCUCUUGCACGAGAUACCGAGGCGCGCCGCACCCUCGCACGCACGAGGACACCCUCGCGAGAACACAGGGUCACGCGGCGCUCGGCGGCGGUGGAUUGGCUCUGUUCGGCUCGGCGUGCCUUCACACCUGGCCAACCUGCAUGAGUCAAGUGUUGCCAAGAUUUCUAGACGCGACGGUCAUCGAUACGGAGCAACUGAUGGACGACAGCAAUUACCGCGGCACGCACGGCGGCUGUUUCGCCACCACCCUCGGUUCCGUUCUCCACGAGUUGGGUCACACCUUUGAUCUCGGCCACACUCGCGAGGGCAUAAUGGGCCGUGGAUUCGAUUACGUCGACAGAGUGUUCGUCGGCGCCGCCGGAAUCGACUUCAAUCGAAAUCCCAUUUUACGGAAGGACCCGCAACACACGACGGUCGCGUUGAGCAGACCGCUCAACGUCACGGUUACCGUCCAGCAACCGUUUACUUUCUUCGCCAGUCCACGAAGGAGUCGUCUGCUUUCCGAAACGUCCCGGCCCUCGCCUUCCCAGAGUCCUCCGCGAUUGCCCGGCAGAUUAUCCGCGCCCGCUAGUCCGGAACUGAACAGAUCUUUCUCGAAAAGUCUGCUUCAAGCGCAAACCGCUUCGAUCGAGCAAACCGCCUCGAAUUCGCAAACCGACCGGACAUUUUGGACACCCUCGUGCGCGGCUUUUCUCGCCUAUCAUCGAUGGUUCAACAACGAAAUGGACAACGUUCCUAAUCGUCGCUUCUACGACAUCGACUACGACGGGAAAAGAAACGUGGUGAGAUCGCGUUUCGGAGUACGAGUGAUAGAACUGAGAGAGACCUCGGGUGGAAUGGUAUGCGGCUCUCGACAGUUUCCUGGGAAUCGACCACCUUUGGAAGCGCUGGUCCCACCGAGUCCACUUCAUUGCCUUACCGCGCUGACUCUCGUCGCCGAAGAUUCGGCUGGCAAUGUGCUUAAAUAUCCUUUACCGACGGCAUUUUGAAGUUUUCCGCUCGUUGCUCGUUGCCACGACCCAAAACUUUCAAACGAACACGCAACCAGUGCCAACUUGUACAAAUCGACGCAAGUGCAUUAGUUUCCACGUAUCGUGUAUUUAUACGGGGUAACGCUUUGGCCCGAACAAACUCAAACUUCAAAUCAAAUAUAUGUCUGCCUCUUAGUAGCUGUGAUUUUAUCGAACCAUUUUUCACGGGUACGCUGUAUUUUAAGAAACGGACUCUUUCAUUUUCUGUCCAACGCUCGCUAGGCGAAACUAGACGAAAACCUUCCUUCGCCGUCGUUUACAGGCAUUCUAGUAUCCUCUCGUAGUAAUGUACUAGAAAAAUAAAGAGCGAGCGAAUAUGCUUCACUGUAUCUGUUCGAACGCAAGAACUUUUUACAAUGUUAUAAUCGACGCAUCGGAGCGAACGUAAAGAUUGUGAUAUCUUUUAUAAAUGUCAUUUCAAUCGCGUUCCAAUCAAAAUGAAAAGCAACGUUUCCGAUAGAAUUGUACUUACUUGCUACAUAGCGAUCAGGCGUAGGCAUCGCAUCGACCUGUGGAUGUACUUGAUUAUAUGUGAGAAAAAACCAAAAAUUGUAACACUUUCAUUUGUAGCUAACGAUUCACGAGAACUUUAUACAUGAAUAAGUAAAGAAGUAAAUAAGCAAGCAAGUAAAGUAAGUAAAGUAAGUAAAGUAAGUACACACGUGCCGUUUCAUAACGGUCGAAUCGUGACAAACGCCGCCGAAGACUCGAAGCAACUAGAAUGCCUUAUCGGUGAUAAUAAUAAAAUAGACAUAAUA